This is a messenger RNA of Aspergillus campestris IBT 28561, 1416 nucleotides long. Its product is annotated as FAD-binding oxidoreductase. The record is from RefSeq and is a predicted model, not a curated record. The transcript has 6 exons. Bases 1 to 1416 code for a protein of 471 amino acids. Gene Ontology annotation, molecular function: flavin adenine dinucleotide binding. NCBI's taxonomy places the organism in Eukaryota, Fungi, Ascomycota, Eurotiomycetes, Eurotiales, Aspergillaceae.
AUGGCAUUCAAUCAAUUCAUCCAAAGCUUGGACCUCAGCAACAACGAGGCCCUCAAAGUCCGGACCCUACUCGAGUCCCAAGUCACCGACAGCCUCGAGCAGGUAGCCACCAGCAGCACUGGCCAGAACGUGGCGCUAGCAACCUCCACCGCAAAGAUCGUCUUCCGCGAGAACAUCGGCUGGAUAGGGUCCGAAUCCGAAAACUACAUAGCCACAUGCGAAACAAACUGCCAAAGCGCUCCGCGCAUCAUCACCACACUCAAGGUUCCCUUUGCAAUCCGCAGCGGUGGCCACAACCCCAACCGGGGAUGGGCCAGCGCCGGUGAGAACGCGAUCCUGAUCGACAUGAACCGCAUCUGCGAUGUGGUUCUUAGCCAGGACAAGAAGACUGUAGAGAUUGGCCCCGGAAACCGCUGGCAGAAAGUGCGGGUUGAUCCUUGGGGGAGGGUUCCGAGUUUCUCUAGCGAGUAUGGUCUGGCGUGUGAUAAUGUGCGAGCUUUUGAGGUGGUGCUUUCGGACUCGUCGAUUGUCAAUGCCAGUCGGACGGAGAAUCCGGACCUGUUUUGGGCAUUCAAGGGCGGCGGUUUUAAUUUUGGUAUUGUGACCAAGUUCACCUACUGGACCGUUCCAAUUGAUAAGAUCUGGUUUGCCGCCCGUAUUUACGAACCCUCGGCCAACGGUCAAAUCCUCAAGGCAAUUGAGGAAUGGCAAAAGGCUGCCGAGAAUGAGUCCCGGGGAUCGAUCAUCCACCAUAUCGGACACAGACGAACGCUGCUAGGAUGGAUCUACUCCUCGCCUGUGGAGUUCCCUCCGCUCUUUGAAAUGUUCUAUGACAUUCCCUAUGAGUCGUGGUUCGUGGAGUCGACCAUUGGCACUAUCCUUGAUUUCACCAAAAGCACAUCAAACAGGGUUCUAGGAACACCGCAGAAGCUGAGACGCGAGGCGUUUGGAAUGACCACCCGGCCCAGUGCCGACUUUUAUACUCUGGCAUACGACCGCUGGCGUCAGGUUACGGACGAGCUCUAUGGACAGACUGGGUGUGAUAUGGGCAUGGUGGUGCAGCCACUGACCACAUCCGCGAUGAAGAUCGGCCGGGAAAACGGAGGAAACGCCCUGAACACAGCGGUGGAACCUCAACAAUGGAUGUCCUAUCUGGCACAGUGGGUGAACGAGGACGACGACGAACGCGUUCGGAAAGCGGUGUUUGAAUUGCGUGAUUAUCUGAGAGAGAAUGCUGCACAGAUGGGCAUCUUACUGCCGUUUGUCUUCAUGAAUAAUGCGACUUUUGCGCAGGAUCCUCUGACCGGUUACGGAGCUCAACAUAUUGCACGGAUGAAGGAGGUGAGCAGGAAGUACGAUGCCGAGCAGGUGUUCCAGACUCUGCAGGGCGACGGGUUUUUGCUCCGAAAGGUCUAG